GGCCAGCGCGCUGAGUCCGGUCGGCAUAAAGUGAAGCGCGGCGACCAGCUCGCGAGCAAAUGCAGCCGUGCCUGCAUGUCGUGUCAGUGAAAAGAACAUUCAGGAAACACUUUCAUGAUAAUUGACUGUUUUCCAAGCUGUUGGCCGCGUGCGUGCGUUUACACGCCGCCGCCGCCGCUGCCACCUACCGGUCGCCCACCUGCUGCUGGCGGCGCUGCUGGUGGCGCUGCUGGCGGCGCUGCUGGUGGCGCUGCUGGUGGCGCUGCUGGCGGGGGGGCUGGCGAGCAGCAGCGGCCGGGACACUUGAAGCCACCAGUAGGCAGUAGCGCCGCCUGGCAGCCUUCCCAUGCAUCUGCGGCCAGCGGCCCUGCAGGCCGUGAUAGCGGCAAUUCAGGAGGGUCGGAGGUGUUCGUGCAUGGGAUGACAAAACUUGCGGGGUGAGGGGGGGGCAGGAGCAAUCAAAAUUGGACCAAGGUUGAUGAGUGGGGAAUGACAACAAGUUGCGGGGUUAGGGCGGUGCAAGGGGCAAUCAAAUGUGGACGAAGGUUGUGUGGGGAUGACGAAAGUUGCGGGGUGAGGGGGGGGGGCAGGAGCAAUCAAAAUUGGACCAAGGUUGAUGAGUGGGGAAUGACAACAAGUUGCGGGGUUAGGGCGGUGCAAGGGGCAAUCAAAUGUGGACGAAGGUUGUGUGGGGAUGACGAAAGUUGCGGGGUGAGGGGGGGGCAGGAGCAAUCAAAAUUGGACCAAGGUUGAUGAGUGGGGAUGACAACAAGUUGCGGGGUUAGGGCGGUGCAAGGGGCAAUCAAUGUGGACGAAGGUUGUGUGGGGAUGACGCCCGUCUCUGUCUCCUUCACUCCCUGCUACUGUUCGGUUAGUGGCACUAACCGAACAGGCUCAGGCCCAACUACCGAACCGGACCCUGCUCUAGCUCGCUCCCAGCUCGCCCCACUAUCAGCCGCUGUACCCGAUCGCUGCCAGACACUACACAUAUGCAACCCGGCGCAGAGGCUCUUCACUGGCGUACGCUAUGCGGGUUGGGGUACUCUUGACCCUAGUGUGGGCAGGGGCCUUGGCUAUCACUGGCGGGCUGCGGGUAACGGCUCAGGACUUACGGGGAUAGGUCGGGGGCAACAGGCACAGCGGUGUGGGGUAGGGGAGAGAUAGGGAGAGGGGAGAGCCUGGGGCUCGGGGAACCGGAAUAGGUGAGAGAUACGGUAGUAAGGGGAGGGGGAAGGGGGCUUCGAACGGGUAAUUGGUCGUGCCGGGAGGCACCCUGUCGGGGAUGGGAAAGGCUAGCCUAGACUUGCGCGAGCGGGCGACUUCGCGCCGUGCACAAGGGGCCGCGAUACAAGGGAUCGUUCUAUGUCACAAUACUAGAGACUGGUACUUAAGGAGUCUUGUUGAGAUUGACUCCUAUGAUUGCUCGGGUAGUUGGUGUGAGGAGUUGGGAGGAGUGACCGCG
This is a messenger RNA of Chlamydomonas reinhardtii, 1462 nucleotides long. RefSeq lists its product as uncharacterized. Lineage: Eukaryota; Viridiplantae; Chlorophyta; Chlorophyceae; Chlamydomonadales; Chlamydomonadaceae. The record is from RefSeq and is a predicted model, not a curated record. Bases 115 to 441 code for a protein of 108 amino acids. The transcript has a single exon.